UGAGAUCACGGGAUGAUGACGUCAUCACGCACAGCUCAGACACACGUGGUGGUGGUAGUAGUUGGAGGUGUGAGUGGAAAAUCUCACGCCGCUCGCGUUCGGCAGUAGCUGGACUCUACCUCUCGACGCCCGGACCCCAACCCCAGCUCAGCGCGGCGGCGGCGGAGGAGGCAGCGGCAGCAGAGGAGCCAUGGCGGAGCCCGCGAGGCUGCAGUUCCACGAAAUGGGACUCGACGACCGCAUCCUGAAGGCGGUGGCGAAGCUGGGCUGGGCGCAACCGACCCUAAUCCAGGAGCGAGCCAUCCCGCUGGCGCUCGAGGGCAAGGACCUGCUGGCGCGGGCGCGCACAGGCUCCGGCAAGACGGCGGCAUACGCCCUCCCGCUCAUCCAGCGCGUGCUCACCGCCAAGGAGGCGGUGUGCGAGCCGGCGGUGCGCGCGCUGGUGCUCGUCCCCACCAAGGAGCUGGGCCGGCAGGCGGCGCGCAUGCUGGGUCAGCUGACGUCGUACUGCUCGCGUGACGUGCGCGUGUGUGACGUGUCCGGGCAAGUGGAGCUCAGCGCGCAGAGGCCCCUACUGAUGGAGAAACCGGACGUGGUGGUGGGGACCCCGAGCCGCGUGCUCGGCCACCUGCAGCAGAAAAACCUGGCGCUGCGCGAAUCGCUCGAGAUGAUCGUCAUCGACGAGGCGGACCUCAUCUUCUCCUUCGGCUUUGAGAACGACCUCAAGGUCCUCUUGGGGCACCUGCCCAACAUCUACCAAGCCUUUCUGAUGUCGGCCACGCUCAGCGAGGACGUCAGCGCCCUCAAGAAACUCAUCCUGCACAACCCCGUGACCCUCAAGCUGCAAGAGUCGCAGUUGCCCGACAGCGGCCAGCUGGCUCAGUACCACGUCAAGUGCGAGGAGGAGGACAAGUUUCUGCUGGUCUACACGCUCCUCAAGCUGGGGCUUGUGCGUGGCAAGACGCUCGUCUUCGUCAACUCAAUCGAGCGCUGCUACCGCCUCAAGCUCUUCCUCGAGCAGUUCAGCCUCCCGGCCUGCGUGCUCAAUUCCGAACUGCCCGUGCACUCCAGGUGCCACAUCAUCAGCCAGUUCAACCAGGGCUUUUACGACUACAUCGUCGCGACCGACGAGCACUCACUCACCGAGAUGGCCAACCGCGAGCGGCCCUCGUCGGACGGGGAGGGCAAGAAGGAGGAGCCGUCCAAGAACAGGAAGAGGAAAGCAGUGAAGAGGGGUAAGGACAAGGAGUACAGCGUGGCCCGGGGCAUCGACUUCCAGAACGUGUCCAACGUCAUCAACUUUGACUUCCCGCCCACAGUGGAGGCGUACAUCCACCGCGUGGGCCGGACGGCACGGGCCGACAACCAGGGCACGGCGCUGACGUUCGUCAACCACAAGGAGAUGUCGCUGCUGCAGGAGGUGGAGACGAUCCUGGCAGGAGACAAAGAGAGCGCGGCUCUGAAGCCCUACCAGUUCCGCAUGGCGGAGAUCGAGGGCUUCCGCUACCGCUGCACGGACGCCAUGCGCUCCGUCACUAAGCAGGCCAUCAAGGAGGCGCGUCUCAAGGAGAUCAAGCAGGAGUUGCUCAACUCCGACAAGCUCAAGACGUACUUUGAGGACAACCCGCGCGACUUGCAGCUGCUGCGGCAUGACCGGGCGCUGCACCCGGCCGUCGUGAAGCCGCACAUGAGGAACGUCCCCGACUACCUCAUCCCUCCCACGUUGAAGCAGAUUGCGCGGCCCAUACGGGGAAGCAAGAAGCGGUACAAGCCCGGCCCGAGCACGGCCACCACCAGAAGGCCCAAGAGGCAGCAGCAAGACCCGCUGAAGACCUUCACAUUCGCGGACAAGGAGUAGGCGCGGGGGGGCAAGAUCUGGAGCGGGCGGGCGCGUGAAACGACUCCCCCGCGCUCCGUGUCCGUGACGUCUGUCCGGGGGAGGAGGAGCAGAGACCAUCGCCACCUCGCUCUCUUCCCCGCUUCGCUGUGCCCGGACGUUGCCUCGUUCAUCAGGGAGGCGUCAGACUUGUACAUUCGUUGGUUUUCGGGGUAUUUAGUUGUUUUUUUAAUAAACAUCGGCGUACAGAUAAUUUACCAAACGCCUGCGCGUGCACAAAACAAAACGGUCGCACAAAGGCCCCAAGCCGCGUCGGCUUUUUCCGAGCUCCACGGGGGAAGUGCCCUUCGGCUCCCGGCCCGCCGAGCCGUCGCUGCCCUGCUCACGACGCGACGCCCCGGCGCAGGGGCCCGAGCUCGGCCUGCGAUGGAUCUCCCCCACCCCCCCCUCCCCCCCGAGUCCUCCACAGCGGUGGGGGCGGCUCCAGCCACUCACCCGGGAUUUAGCGUGCGACCCCCCCCCCCCCCCCCCCCCCCCCCAUGCCACCCUGAGAUUUUCACACGACCAGCGCCAGCCAUUAGCCCGCUACCCGCGGCACGAACGCGACCCCUGGGGGUAACGCUGUGCCCAGGAGGAGGACGCCCCGUCCAGCCGCGCUUGGCACCUCCGAUCAGCACGGUUGGCUACGUACGGUGCGAACGAAGUUCCAGGCACACGCCUCCACCUGCAAAACGGCGUCGCGGGUGCCAGCAACGGCACACACACGACACGGACGGGUGUCCGCGCACAGCCGGCGUUAUUCGAGCAUUGGGUAAAUGUAACAAUUUUUGUGGACACAACUCUGUUAUUCUAGGCCUGGGCUGUUAUUCAUAUUGGAGGUUAAGCUAGCGAAGGCGCUUCAUUGCGGCCCUCGCAAGCGCGGGUACGAACGACGCGGUGAGCGAGCACAGAGGUGGACGAGAAACAACUAUGGACGCCAGAGUCCCGGGUCACCCGUGGAGCUUCAC
Messenger RNA from Petromyzon marinus (sea lamprey), 2844 nucleotides. It is a transcript of the gene DDX56, whose product is annotated as DEAD-box helicase 56. Gene Ontology annotation, molecular function: nucleic acid binding; ATP binding; RNA helicase activity. NCBI's taxonomy places the organism in Eukaryota, Metazoa, Chordata, Hyperoartia, Petromyzontiformes, Petromyzontidae. The record is from RefSeq and is a predicted model, not a curated record. Gene Ontology annotation, cellular component: cytosol.